Messenger RNA from Paramisgurnus dabryanus, 2318 nucleotides. RefSeq names its product negative elongation factor complex member A (gene nelfa). Gene Ontology annotation, cellular component: NELF complex. Gene Ontology annotation, biological process: negative regulation of transcription elongation by RNA polymerase II. The record is from RefSeq and is a predicted model, not a curated record. NCBI's taxonomy places the organism in Eukaryota, Metazoa, Chordata, Actinopteri, Cypriniformes, Cobitidae.
UUAAAAGGUGCGUUGCAUUGUAGUUAUGAUCACAUGGGUCCUUGUGCGUGUGUGUGUUUUCUUAGGUAGCCUGUUAAAAUGCCCGAUCUCACUAUUCGUCUUUUUUCAAGAUGGCGUCGAUGAGGGAGAGCGACACCGGCCUGUGGCUUCACAACAAACUGGGAUCGACAGACGAGUUGUGGACACCUUCUAGCAUCGCCUCCCUACUCACCGUGUCAGUCAUCGACAACAUUCGGCUGUGUUUUUCUUCUUUGUCGCCUCCGGUGAAGCUGAAACUUUUGCUGGGGAUGCUGCAUCUCCCGCGCAGGACCGUGGAUGAGAUGAAGGAGGCUUUAUCAGAAAUCAUUCAGUUGGCCACAGUGGACACUGAGCCAUGGGUGUUAAUGGUGGCUGACAUCCUGAAAUCCUUUCCAGAGACGGGCUCACUAAACCUGGACCUGGAAGAGCAGAACCCUAAUGUACAGGACAUACUUGGAGAGCUACGUGAGAAAGUAAAUGAAUGUGAAGCAUCCGCUAUGUUGCCUCUGGAGUGUCAGUAUCUGAAUAAAAGUGCUUUGACUACGCUGGUGGGGCCGCUUACUCCACCCAUUAAGCACUUUCAGCUGAAGAGAAAACCCAAGAGUGCUACGCUUAGAGCUGAACUGCUACAGAAAUCCACAGAAACGGCUCAGCAGUUAAAGAAGACCGCAGGUGUGCCAUUCCACUCCAAAGGAAGAGGCCUGGUGAAGAAGAUUGACACCACAACACCACUAAAGGGUAUUCCCAAAGCACCAUUUCGCAGCCCUACCACCCCAAGUAUGUUCAGCCCACCCAGCAACAGAACUCCUAUUGCCCCUGUUCGCACACCCCUGCGCAAGGAGAGGGGAGUCAAGCUGUUGGAUAUAUCAGAGUUGGAUAUGGUAGGAGCUGGCAGAGAAGCAAAGAGAAGGAGGAAGACUGUGGAAACCGAAGCUGGAGAGAAAGCUGCCAAAGAAGAGGCAGUGGUGGAGAACGCAACACCAGACUAUGCUGCUGGCUUGGUGUCCACACAGAAACUGGGGGCACUAAACAACGAAAGCGCCCUUCCGUCAACCAGUUAUCUUCCCGCCACACCCAGCAUGGUUCCCUCCUCGUCCUAUAUUCCCAGCUCGGAGACACAGCCAGCAAAUGCAGGAGGUUCGGGCCGUGAAACCACAAACCGGCAGUCCGAAGAGUCGUCUGCUCCCAAUGCCGCUUCUGCUUCGCUAACAGGCCAGUUUAAACAGCGGCCGCCCAUGUAUAACGCCAGCACUGCCAGUCCCACUGCCCCUACUUCACCCACCACGCCAACCAGCACACCCACCAAUAAUGGCCCGCCCCCUGCCGCCACAGCCGCACAGACAGACAUGCCCACGCAGCCGCCCACCACUGCAGCCCAACCCGCACCCACGCCAGCGCCUCCACAGACCCAACCCAAAAAAAACCUAUCGCUCACGAGAGAACAAAUGUACGCCGCACAGGAAAUGUUCAAGACUGCAAACAAAGUUACACGGCCAGAAAAAGCCCUUAUCCUGGGCUUCAUGGCUGGAUCACGAGAGAACCCCUGUCCAGAGCAGGGUGACAUCAUUCAAAUCAAACUGAGCGAACACACAGAGAUGCUGCCAAAAGCGGAUGGAACCGGCAGCACCACCAUGCUGGUGGACACCGUUUUUGAGAUGAACUACUCGACUGGGCAAUGGACGCGCCUCAAGAAAUACAAACCCAUAACCAACGUCUCCUGAGGAGGGUUUAGUUAACAAACCCAACCACUCGGCGUGUUUACAUAGACACAUAUGUAUACAUUCACACACUCCUCUUCAGUGUGGUCUGAGGAGGGCUGCUUUAACUAUCAUGUACAUGUGCUGAAAUGUACAUACAUCUACGGGCCAAAUUCUGAGGUAUUGGGAAUUGUAGUGGGAGAAUGUUUGGAUAGUGGUUUCAAGCAGGUGCGAAGGACUUCCCGUUUUGAUGACCUCACCUUCUGUUUCUGUUCCUGUAUUGCCAAAGACAGGGACCCUCUUAUAAGACAAUUGUUUUCUUGAUCUUUUGUUAACGUUUGUAUCGUCUCUCAUUUUAAGGCCCGUUUCAGAUUUCCUACUGUUGGGGAAAUGUUGCAAAAUUGAGGCAGGGCUCGUUCGGUUGUCUCUUAAUCUACGUUGACACGUUAUUACAAGACCGUAAAAGGGUAAAAACAUGAUAUUAUAGUGUCCCACAAAUAAAAACGCAUCUGUCCAUGUGUUUUCACAGUGAGAAGAAAAUGUGUUCCUUGUUGACCAAUGGACAGAAAAAGAAGAGAAAACAAUAAACAAACAAAAAGUGAA